AUGGCGGUGGAUACCCGUCCUACAGCGGCCGACUCUGCCCUGGUGCAGGCAUACUGCUGGGCUGAGUCCCACCUGGGGAACCUCGCCCUGUUCUGUGCGAUCCUCACCCCCUCCUGCUACGAGAGCUGGACUUUGGGCAUUAUUGCUGAGAAAUGGCUGGCGGGGGGGAGGGGGGGAAAGGUGACAGGCGAGGUGCAGGCUGAGGGUCAUGGCAGGGUUAGUUGGGAGAGCUCAGCCCCAGUGAACGCUCGUGUGUGUCAGCUGAAGGACACCAACACUGCCGGUGAUCCAUCUGGGUGGUGCCAAGCGAGGAACAUGUACUGGUGUUUUAGUGCGGUGCUGAUGCUGGUAACAGUGGUGGGGAUCCCGGCACACAGCCAGCAGGCAUCGGCAGCAUCCUUCCGCCUGGUCACCGCUUACACGUUAAACCGAACUGAUGACUCCACUCAAACAUUUCUCAGAGUGGGGACCUCUCCCUCCACCCGGUCCCUUACCUUGGCUCUGCAGACUGACCUGACUAACUGUGGAUGCAAUGUCACCGGGAAUUACUCAGGUCGCGUCCUCCAGGUGACAGGUGGCUACACAGGUGAUGCGCUCAAAAUCGUGGCGCAGAGGUACCAGCAUGUGGGGGGUGUUGGAUCAGCUGAGGAGUUGGUGAGCGUAGCGUGGCACCCCGAGGAAGAGAUGCUGCUCAUGGCGGCUCCCAGGACCACCCUCAGCCUGGCCAGCGGGCAUGAGGGGCAGGCGGGGCAGUGGUGGCGGCUGUGGUUGAGAGGCGGUGAGGAAGAGCGCGGCAAGGCCUCCAGUGGUGACCCCGCGCCGCCUCAGCUUGACCAAGAGCGAGACGCAGCCGGAACCGAGGCAGGACGGGGGGUGGUGGUGCGCACUCAGUUCUCUGAAUCCAUCUUUGGCGUAUCUGUGGACUCGCUGAUGCCGGGGAAGCGUCGGCGUCUCCUGAACCUCACCGUCACGCCACACACUGGAGAACACUGGCAGGUGAGCCUACAUGUGCCAAUUAUCUCUACAGCCCUCGAGUGGGAGACGAAGCUCUGGAAAAAUCAGGGCAAGCAACAUUGGGAAGUUAAUGGGGAAGUCAAGUCUACCAAAUCUGACAUAUCGUUAGAAUUCGUUCACUUCAAGCAGGAGAAGCAGGACGAGGAGACUCAGGUCACGGAUGACAGAGGUGAGGCUGGCAGGUGUGAUGCUGAAGGUUGUGGGGACGGCAAUGUCAAGGAGCCAAAAGCCAAGUCGCGGCACCACGUCGACAGUGAUUGCGACUCAGAUUUAAGAAAAGAACAGACAGUAGACCAGAAUGAAGUUUGUAGUGGUCGAGAUCAUAAAUCAGAAGACUUAAAGCAAAAUGAUCCUGAUUCCGUAAUGGUAAAUGUAGACGAAGAAUGUUCCAAGAAAGCGGAGUGUGAUGGACCGGAAGAGUCAGUGUCAAGUGAAGCUGUUCAAGAGACUACACAAAAAUUAACUUCCCGGGUUUUCAGCCUUUCUUCCAACAUGAAGACUUUCCUCUCAUCUGACGGAGGACGCUGGAUUCGGAUCCUGCAGCGCACACACCUGGCAUUCUGUCCUCACCUUGGCUGGAACUUGAACCAAAUUUUUCGGUUCAAUCGUGACUGGACUGGGUGGGAGUACGUGGUGAACACCUGGGAGUGGGGCAACAUGGUGGUGAAGGCGGAGUGGGGCGUCUCUCUCCUGCAGUGGUAUCAGAAAACUUUCAGCUUCUCUUUCGACCAGGCGGCGGCGCUCCCCUCCACGCAGCUGGUCCUGGAUUUCCGUGACUGGUGGAGCUACAAGGUGUGGCUGAAGUGGCCGGUCCUCGCGUCCUCCCUCGCCGCUUCCCUCACGCUUGGUCGCGACAGUCACACACUGCUGGUGAAGAAAGUGGACGAGUUUCUGGGUGAGGACGCCGGAAAGGUGGUGGCGCGGGUGGUAGCGCGACACACCCCUGCUGGCUUGGUGGUGACCUUCCACGCCGACACCGCCAGCAUGCAGGAGCUCCACGAUACCGUCACUGCCGUCCUUGCUCAGGCCAUGGAGAGCCCUGACCUGUGUGGCGAGGUGCCUGACCACGCCUCGCUUCUGAAGUUCCUGCACGACUUCCUUGGACAGUCACCGGCGAGUCUCUGGGCGGAUCUGCUGCAGGAAGUCCGUCGCCUGCUGCUGGGGUCUGGCACCGAGGCAGACUUACAUCACCUGCUGGAAGUUUUCAGGGAGGAAAUGGGGACAGCAGAAGGCGUAGGAUUGUGGGAGGCAGUAUGGACGGUGCUGGAGCGGGCGGGGCUGCUGCGUUCCCGCGGCGAGGAGGUGGAGGUGGUGGUGCCCUCCGAGUGGAUUAAGCUGGCGCAGGGGUGGUUCACUUGGGCUGUCAUGGGAGGCGGCGGGCAGUGCGAAGGCAACACACUGAUGGUUAACCUGGUGGAUGCGCUGGCGGAGACCCUGAGGCGAAGUGGCAGCGGGCAAGCAACCUCUUGACCCACCAGUCGGACAAACUUUUAUGUUCGUUCUGAAGGCAAAUCAAAAGCAGGAAUUUGUUACCAAAACCAUAAAUAAAUGACGUCAUCGUACAUCUGGCAUCCAUUCGUGUAGCUGCUAUACAACACUAUAUUGUUUAUUUAUUUAUUUUUUUUACUUUGUGUUGAUUAAUUGCUUGCUUAUUCUUAGAAAAUAUGUAGGCGAUAAUAUCAACAUAAAUUAUAUACAUGUAUUCAUUUCAUUGGAACUAUUCACUCCUGUUGCUACGUUCUCAUGUUCGUUUGUGUUGAAAAAUGUUCCCUUAAUUAUCAAUACACCCAACCAUCAAUAUUAUAGUAAUAUCACAAUAAAAUGUUCAUUGUUAAAUACUGGAUCAAAAUAAAGCCAAUCAGGGACCUCGA
Scylla paramamosain (green mud crab) is the source of this 2885-nucleotide messenger RNA. RefSeq lists its product as uncharacterized. The record is from RefSeq and is a predicted model, not a curated record. NCBI's taxonomy places the organism in Eukaryota, Metazoa, Arthropoda, Malacostraca, Decapoda, Portunidae. The coding region runs from base 1 to 2484 and encodes 827 amino acids. The transcript is spliced from 19 exons.